AAUUUAGUCAAUCUUCAAGUAAUCUUCAACUAAAACACCAAAACGUUUGAUAGACUUAAAGGAUGUGUUAUCGAUGAUGUGUAGAAAAAUUGGAAUUCAGAAAUGCCGAUAGAUCAACAAUAUUUUAGCGAGUUAGAGAUAAUCAUGAUUAGAUCAUUCGCAUGUAUUCGAAAUUGGAACGGUCUUUAUUCUCGUGCGAACAAACUCAUUCAAGAAUUUAAGGGAAAAAAAGGAAGCAAAGACAGAUGUUCUUUUUUAAUUCAUGAAUGGAAAUUCACCAUCAUUGUUAUUUUCUUCGAUGGUAUGAGAUUACAAAGCGCUAUAGAUAACAAACAAGCACCAUUUGUAGAAAAAUUGGAGAUAGACGUGCGAGGACAGUUAACACCUUUGACAUCAAAUGGCAAGAUUGAUACGUUUAAUAUUGAAAUUGGAGAAAUAAGGAAAUCCGACAGUGCAGAUUUGAUAACCAAAGGAUAUCGUCACUUGUGGUUAAACUUGAAAGAGUGUGGGAAAUCUGAAUACAAUUCAUUUCCGAAAUCCUUACAUAUGGCGAAAUCAUUAGGCUUGAUUGAUCAAUUUACGUCUUUUGUAGCUUGUCAAAAUGUCAUAAAUUGUAUUAAGGAUGAUGUUGAAGCGGUCAUUGGUUAUGCCUUAAGUAUUAUCUUUCCAGAUUUAAAGUGUAAUUUGAUAGGUAAUCUAUAUACGUCUUAAACAAAUAAGACUUUUAAUUCGCAAUACCAUGAUGGGUUUGAGGGUUACAACUAUUAUGUGAAUCAUAUCACUAUCUAGUAUUUACGUUCACUAUCUAGUAUUUAUGUCCAAUUUUAUUACUCUGUUGAUGUAUGAUCGUUUUUUAAAUAAUAAAUAGAAAUAGAAAUA
Messenger RNA from Rhizophagus irregularis DAOM 181602=DAOM 197198, 879 nucleotides. RefSeq lists its product as uncharacterized. The record is from RefSeq and is a predicted model, not a curated record. Lineage: Eukaryota; Fungi; Glomeromycota; Glomeromycetes; Glomerales; Glomeraceae.